AUGCUUGCCUUCGCCAAGGCCAAGUACGCCUUCACGGGCAUGGACACCGGCGACCUGCGCUUCGACAAAGACGAGGUGUUCUUGGUCACCAAGAAGGAGGGCGCCUGGUGGUGGGGCAUGAAAGAGGGCGAGAGCGGCGAGACCAGCGAAGAGUCCAACACACGCAGAGUGCGCAUCAUGGAGCCCUCGUCCACCGACCAGGGCCGAUUCCCCAAGAACUACGUCAUCGAAAUCACCCAAGACGAGUACCUCAAGCUGAAGAAGGAGCAGGAGAAGACGCGGCACGAGCGAAAGCUGGAGGACGCCGAUCGGAGGAAGAAGCAGGAGGAGGUGUGGACCCAGAAGAUGGAGCAGAUCCGGGCGGAGGAGGAGGCGCGCCGGCGCCAGGAGCGGACGCAGCUCAAGCUUCAGAAGGUGUUCGGGAGCGAGGGCGACAUACUGCUGCUGAGCCCGCGGCUCCAGAAGGAGGCCCGGCUCGACGCGCUCGUCAGCCCGCGACAGCGCGAAAAAAAGAACGAAAGAGACAAGGAGGCCGAGACGCAAAGAGAGAAGAGCGGCGACGGCGAUAAGAAUGAAAACGAUCACGAUGGAAAGAGAGAGAAGAGUAACAAGAGCAGCAAGACCAGCAGCGGUGACAACCGGGAGCUCAAGUCGUCGGGCGAAAAGCGGAGCAAGGCGUUCAGUGUCGUGCGCGAGGAGCGAGCGCACAGCGCCGACGACUCUUCGCGCGCCGACCUCCUCCUCGUCGGCGCCGGGCGCCACCACCCGUCGCCCCUUGCCACGCCCAGCCGCAGCUGCGGCGACAUCGGCUCCGGCGUCGACGACCAGAGCACCGGCGGCAGCGGCGGCAUUACGCGCAAGUGGCUCAAGAAAAAGAAAUCGCUGCCGCGCUCGCUCGACAAGGUGGCCAGCGACUACAAGGAGCAGCGACGACAGCAGGAGGAGACCGCCGAGCUGGCCGCCGGCGCCGCCGCCACCACCACCAUCACGCCCAUCACGCCCACCACAUCAGACGAGAUGACGAGCGCCGGCGGCGGCGACGCAGCGUCGGCGUCGGAGUCGGCGUCGGCUGAGGUGGACGAAUGGGAGAGUGGGGAGUGGGACGGGGCGUCGACGACGAGACGACGGCAGGUGUCGGCGUCGACGGCGUUCAUGAACGACAUGAACUACCUGGCGCCGGAGCUCGCCAUGCGGGCGGAGGAGGCCCGGAAGAAGCGCAUGCGCGGACGCAACGCGGUGUCGCUCGACCGGGCCUGA
Acanthamoeba castellanii str. Neff is the source of this 1257-nucleotide messenger RNA. RefSeq names its product variant sh3 domain containing protein. The record is from RefSeq and is a predicted model, not a curated record. Lineage: Eukaryota; Discosea; Longamoebia; Acanthamoebidae. The transcript is spliced from 3 exons. Bases 1 to 1257 code for a protein of 418 amino acids. Gene Ontology annotation, molecular function: protein binding.